This is a messenger RNA of Pungitius pungitius (ninespine stickleback), 1601 nucleotides long. It is a transcript of the gene cdc42l, whose product is annotated as cell division cycle 42, like. The record is from RefSeq and is a predicted model, not a curated record. Gene Ontology annotation, molecular function: protein kinase binding; GTPase activity; GTP binding. Lineage: Eukaryota; Metazoa; Chordata; Actinopteri; Perciformes; Gasterosteidae. The coding region runs from base 120 to 695 and encodes 191 amino acids. Gene Ontology annotation, biological process: establishment or maintenance of cell polarity; Cdc42 protein signal transduction; endocytosis. Gene Ontology annotation, cellular component: dendritic spine. The transcript is spliced from 6 exons.
UUUCUGUUCUGCAGCCUCCACCGCGGUAAGUGUGUCUCCGAAGGUCUGCGGCUGCGCACUAAAGGAUUCGACCCUCAAACCCGGAUGUAACCAACGCCUAACCUGUCCGAAGAAAAACGAUGCAGACUAUAAAAUGUGUAGUUGUAGGGGAUGGAGCAGUAGGAAAGACCUGCUUACUGAUCUCCUACACAACUAACAAGUUCCCUUCAGAAUAUGUGCCUACGGUUUUUGAUAAUUAUGCAGUGACUGUGAUGAUUGGGGGUGAGCCCUACACCCUCGGCCUAUUUGACACAGCAGGUCAGGAGGAUUAUGACCGGCUGCGUCCUCUCAGCUAUCCACAGACCGAUGUGUUCCUCGUAUGUUUCUCUGUCGUCUCUCCGUCAUCGUUUGAAAAUGUCAAGGAGAAGUGGGUUCCUGAGAUUUCUCACCACUGCCCCCGCACACCCUUCCUGUUAGUGGGAACACAGAUGGAUCUCCGGGAAGACAGCAACACAAUGGAGAAGCUGGCGAAGAACAAACAGCGCCCCCUAUAUCCAGAGAGCGGAGAGAAGCUGGCUCGGGAGCUGAAGGCCGUCAAAUACGUGGAGUGCUCUGCCCUGACACAGCGUGGACUUAAGAACGUGUUUGACGAGGCCAUCCUGGCGGCACUGGAGCCUCCGGAGACAAAAACCAAAAGAAAGUGUGUCCUGCUAUAAAAGAGCAACCUUAACGGCAGAUGUAACAGUGUAGUGGUUGGGGUGAAUCAGAACUUGAGAAAGAUCAAUGGCUGUUAUGAAACAAGGACAAACUAAAAGGGGAAGAGAGGUGAAAUGCCAUUGAGACUUAUUCUAAAACACGUGUACAUUGAUUGUGCCUUCAAAAUAAAACUUUGAAGGAGAAUGGAGGAGAAAAAACUUCAGCACGCAGUGUCACCUCCAUCUCCUUUUCUGAAAGCUUUUAGAAAUAACAGUGUUCUCUCUACAAAUAUUCAGGUGGGGCGGGCCCCCCCUGCCUGUCACUGUUGCUCCUUUUCUUUUAAAGACAGAUUAUUUUAUAUCGUUAAUGCUUUGACCUCCACUGUGUUUUACUCAUUUUGGCCUAGUUGUUCUUUAAAUUCCAGUGGGGAAACACUUUUAACAUCAAGUAUUUUGGUGAACUUUGAUUAAUUCAAACAAAGGGGCAACUUAAUUUUAGGUAGUACUCUAUUUCCUUUCUCUUCUGAACAUUUUGGAAUGAAUAAUGAAAGUACAAGAGAUGUAUUGUCAUUCAUUGGGGUCACAAAGGUUACUGUCUUCCAAAUCUCAGACUAAGGCCAAGUGCAUGUUCACCAAUUUCCUUUCAGUGGAAUUAUGAAUUUCUAUUUCAUUGUCAUUUUAUGUAUAUUGUAUUCAUUUUGUGACUCUGUUUUAGGAAAACAUUCAUUUGCUUCAUUAUGACACUUGAGUUGUUACUUUAUCAAGAUCUUUUUGUUUUUUUAUUGCUAGACUACACACUUUGAGGGAUUGAUAAUGUAACAAAUGAGUGGUCUUUGUUCUUGAUACAGAUUGAGAUGCUAACCGUUGCUAGUAAAUUUCUGGGUGUUUGUAAUCACAAGAUAUUUUUAAUAAAACGGUUUAAUGACA